CUCGGCGGGUAGAGGGUUUCAGCGCUCUUUUGUUUGGCGGAGGCGGAUCGAACGCGAGAGGCCCUUUUCCUAGCCGUUGCUCCUCUUACUUCAGAAGCGGGGACCUGCUCUUUCGCCCACUGCAGCCGAGGCUCCUCCGCUUCUCCGUGCUUCUUUUUAUCUUUACAUUUCCACUUGUGGGGUCUUGGCGAGGCUAACCAAGGUAUGCAGAUCCAAAGAGUUAAACAGACACUCUCAGUGAUGCUGAUAAGAGCAGUAUCUGCAACCCUGCUCAAUUGUUUCAGGAGCCCUUCAUUGAACACUCAAUCAUUUUGCUGCUCCUGAUACCUCCUUUAAACCGCAAAGCUGGCGAGCACAAUGGGAAAAAAGCAAAACAAGAAGAAAGUGGAGGAGGUCUUGGAAGAGGAAGAAGAGGAAUAUGUGGUGGAGAAAGUUCUUGACAGGCGGGUAGUGAAAGGCAAAGUGGAAUACCUGCUUAAGUGGAAAGGCUUUUCAGAUGAAGAUAAUACAUGGGAGCCAGAGGAGAAUCUCGAUUGCCCUGACCUAAUUGCAGAAUUCCUGCAAUCCCAGAAAACAGCACAUGAAACUGACAAGUCAGAGGGAAGCAAGCGCAAAGCUGAGUCAGAUUCUGAGGAUAGGGGGGAAGAAAGUAGACCAAAGAAAAAAAGAGAAGAGGCUGAAAAGCCUCGAGGGUUUGCAAGAGGGUUUGAGCCAGAACGGAUUAUUGGUGCCACAGAUUCCAGUGGGGAGCUCAUGUUCCUAAUGAAAUGGAAAAACUCAGAUGAAGCUGAUCUUGUUCCUGCCAAGGAAGCUAACAUCAAGUGUCCACAAGUGGUCAUCUCAUUUUAUGAGGAAAGGCUCACAUGGCACUCUUAUCCCUCAGAGGACGAUGAUAAGAAGGAUGACAAGAAUUAAUCUGUUUGUCCUUCUGUCCUCAUCCCUCCUUUGGCUGACUUUUGUAUUAAAAUACCAGACUAUGGGUUUGAACAUAAGGGAGAAGUGAAGAAGCUCUUGGCUGAGGAGGAUGCCUUCUGUAGAAACGGGACAAGAUUUCUCCCUAUGACAGUGUGUUUAUGUUUAUAUAUAUAUGUAUAUGUAUAAAACAUAUAUAUUCAUAUAACAUAUAUAUUCAUAAUCUGUCACCUUGAUUGGAAGAACGAAGGCCACCAACAGAAACAGCAAGUGGAGGUGGUAUGUUCUCUAAAGAUCACCUGCAAUUUGCAGCCUUUUUCUCAAAUAGUGUUAACUGCAUUUUUAGCAUGUGUGUGUAGGUUUCAUUCCUUUUUUGGGUAUUAUUUGUGUAUUGUUGGGGUGGGAAGUGUAGGUAUGUUCCAACUCACUUGAGACAAAGAGUGGCUCACAGUAUUCUAUAGAGUCUCAUUUUAAAAAAAAAACUGCAAUUAAAAUAAGUUACUCUUAAUUGAAUAAAAUUACUCAGUUUUGACAUGUUGGAGCAAAUGUGUCUUAAGUGUUAAAAUUAACAAUUGAGACUGCUAAUACAAGAAUUAUCAUUGCAUCUAAAAUUAGAGAAGAUGAAAAUUUAGACCCUGUAGUUGAACAGUCAACACCUUAUUCUAAAUAAUGUUUCUUUAUGCAUCUUUUUAAUAUCUUUUCCCACAGAAUUACUUUUUAACUUUCCUGUAUGUAUGUGAACUUGAGAAUCUAAAUGAGUGGCAUCAAGAAGAAACCAGAAGAAAAAACUUUCUACAGCACAAAUAAGUUGCAGAAUAUUCUGUAAACACUUUGUCAGACUUGGGCAUUUAUUAUUACUUUCUUUGUCUUGGCCUGCCACCAAUUUCAAUUUAAUAAAACUUCUGUUUUUACAAAGGACAUAAUUUUACCAAUAAAUUUGCUCAAAUCCUAGUAAGCCACCAACUCCUUCACAGAGCAGUAUGUACGUAGAAAUGUAUUGUACAAAUCUUUUUUAAGAUAAAGCAUGUGUAGGCUUCUGUGAAAAUGUUGUCUAAAACUUAAGUGUUUGGAUUUAACUUCAUAAUGACCUGUCUUUUUGUCUUAAUAAAAUUUUAGAUUUAUAA
Thamnophis elegans (Western terrestrial garter snake) is the source of this 2036-nucleotide messenger RNA. RefSeq names its product chromobox 1 (gene CBX1). The transcript has 6 exons. The record is from RefSeq and is a predicted model, not a curated record. Gene Ontology annotation, cellular component: pericentric heterochromatin; nucleus. Gene Ontology annotation, biological process: chromatin organization; negative regulation of transcription by RNA polymerase II. Bases 358 to 915 code for a protein of 185 amino acids. NCBI's taxonomy places the organism in Eukaryota, Metazoa, Chordata, Lepidosauria, Squamata, Natricidae. Gene Ontology annotation, molecular function: chromatin binding.